GGAAUGGUCACAGCAUCUCUCAUAGUUCAGUACUUCCAAAGUCAGCUGAAGGCAGGAGGAAGUGCUAGAGAGCCCCCUUCAGCCUGUCCUGACGUUUAUGAACUUGGCUUGCUAGAAGGCUCAAGAUGAUGGCAGGAAUGAAAAUCCAGCUGCUGUGCAUGAUACUGCUGGCUUUCAGCUCCUGGAGUCUGUGCUCAGAUUCAGAAGAGGAAAUGAAAGCGUUAGAAACAGAUUUAUUGACCAAUAUGCAUACAUCAAAGAUCAGUAAGGCAAGUGUUCCCUCUUGGAAAAUGAGCCUGCUGAAUGUCUGCAGUCUUAUAAAUAACCUGAACAGCCAAGCUGAGGAAACAGGAGAGUUUCAUGAGGAGGAGCUUAUUACAAGAAGGAAAUUUCCUGCUGCCUUAGAUGGCUUUAGCUUGGAAGCAAUGUUGACGAUAUACCAGCUCCGAAAAAUCUGUCACAGCAGGGCCUUUCAACAUUGGGAGUUGAUUCAGGAAGACAUUCUUGAUGCUGGAAAUGACAAAAAUGAAAAGGAAGAAGUGAUAAAGAGAAAAAUUCCUUACAUUCUGAAACGGCAGCUCUAUGAGAAUAAACCCAGAAGACCUUACAUACUCAAAAGAGGUUCUUACUACUACUGAGAGGAUAAAUACUUUAUUUACAUGUGAUUGUGAUUUCUUUUAAUGAAAUAUCAAAUUAUAUUUGUGUGGAAAUGUGAGAGAGCACAAUUGUUUUGUCUCUUCUACAGUUGUGGUUUAUUAGAUGUGAUUUUUUUCUGCAUUACUAUAAAUUGGACUAAAUGUUUUAAAAUAAAUCUAGAUCUUGAGCAUGAAGUGUUGUGUAUAAUUGGAGUAGAUAUUAAUUAAGUCACAUAGAAUGUUUUGUCAUUUUGCAAAGCACUUAAUGGGUUGUCAAAACAGUUAAAAUUUUUGCCAUUAUAAACCAAAUUAAAAGCUAUUAGAACAGUUGUACUGCAAAGUUUAGCCUACCUGUCAUUAACCCAGAACAAAGUAAUACCUGUUUUAUUAUUUGAAUGUUUUAUUGAACUGAAACACAUGCUCUUUUCCAAGACUCACUCAUUAAUUUCAGCUAUGGGGAAGGUAAUAGAAGUAAAAUAGGACCAUCUUCAAAGAAUGAUUAAUGGAUUAUUGUUAAUUAUGCUUAUCUUAGUGAAUGAUCUUAGACUGAAUUUGUUUUUCUGUUAAAUGAACUUAACAGCUAAUAAAAAGACAACAGCCAUCAG
Odocoileus virginianus texanus is the source of this 1240-nucleotide messenger RNA. It is a transcript of the gene NTS, whose product is annotated as neurotensin. The record is from RefSeq and is a predicted model, not a curated record. NCBI's taxonomy places the organism in Eukaryota, Metazoa, Chordata, Mammalia, Artiodactyla, Cervidae. Gene Ontology annotation, molecular function: neuropeptide hormone activity. Gene Ontology annotation, cellular component: axon terminus; extracellular region.